Nerophis lumbriciformis (worm pipefish) is the source of this 1435-nucleotide messenger RNA. RefSeq names its product aerolysin-like protein. The record is from RefSeq and is a predicted model, not a curated record. Lineage: Eukaryota; Metazoa; Chordata; Actinopteri; Syngnathiformes; Syngnathidae.
AGAAAUCAAUAGCUGGAUGGAGAGGUUUUGUCCACAAAAAAAAAAAAAAAAUCUGUCACAGACUCGCAUGGCUGCAGUAGUUGUGACCCCAAGAUGCAGGAGACUGGAGAGCGAUGUACAGACAUUUCCACAGGAUUGCCUCUGAUAAGAAGUCACACCCAGAUGUCUGUGUCCAAUUCCCCCUUUGGCUCCAUCCAAACCAAUCAGAUUCAACAGAAUCUCAGGGGUCUAAUAUCAUCUGUCCACUCUUCAAUUUGUAAGUCCUUCACCUUGCAAACUUCAUCUCCAGGAAAACCUCCACAUUACAGAACCCAAGCUUUCACUGCUUUCUUGGUUUGUGUAUCUCUGGACUAUCAGGAAGGUUAUUAAACAUGGCGACGACACUGCAUCUCAUCGGUGGAAAUGGAGGCAAUGCAUUUGCCUUCACUGGCCUUGACAAUGGUGCCACCCUUAAGAAGAUUGGAGUGGCAGUGGGCGGCUGGCAGAUCAAAGCCGUGCGAGCCGAACUGACCGACGGGCGUGUGCAGACCUUUGGAAAUGCGCACACUUUCAGUGAGUUUACGUUCAACCUUGGCGAGCACAUCACCAAGCUGUCCCUGUGGGGGAACGGCGCCGGGACACGUCUAGGUGGCAUCAGGUUCUGGACGAGUUCUGGACGCGAGUUCUUCGCACACAUGAAUGACUGGCCCCUGAAGAUCGAGUACUCUAUCAACACUGGGUCUGGAAUCUGCCUGGGGUUGCAGGGGAGAGCUAGCGCAGACAUCGACUGUUUGGGGUUCCUCUUCAUCAAUGCCAUCAAGUCGUCUGUGCUAACCAACAUGACCUAUCCCACUCUGGCCACGUACACACCCCAGGUCAACAAAGAGUACAUCAAAUCGGUGUCUUAUCGCAAUGACACCUCUGAGACUCAAGAGCAGAAAUGUAGCUACAGCAGAUCUGUGAUCAAGUCUAAAACCUGGAGCACCACCGCUAAGAUUGAGUUCACCGUCAGCACGACCGUUUCAGCAGGGAUCCCGGAUCUGGUGGAGGUGUCCAGUGGGUAUAGCUUGACCGUGGGAGCUGAGACGACCUCCACAAUUACCCAUGAAGAGACCAUAACAGAAUCAGAUGAGGUCAAUGUGAAGGUCCCGCCAGGAAAGACCGUGAGCGUUGAGUUGUCAGUGGGACGAGCAAUCAUCGACCUCCCCUACUCGGCCACUGUGAAAAUCACGUGCCUGAAUGGCAGCGAGCUGGCCUUCGCAUCCAGUGGCAACUACAUUGGUGUGGCUUACACUGCAGUGAAAGUGAAAACCACUGAGUCUGAUAAAGUCAUGAAUGUUGAAUAAGAUGCAUCAACAUCUUACUGUGCACAGUUUUUACGUUGAUUGCAUAACAUUGGUUUGAUUGUUAAUGCAAAGCCAUGUGAACUUGCUGAGUGAAUGACUGUCACAGAUAA